Messenger RNA from Gekko japonicus, 1967 nucleotides. RefSeq names its product chromosome unknown open reading frame, human C14orf169 (gene RIOX1). Gene Ontology annotation, molecular function: histone H3K4 demethylase activity; histone H3K36 demethylase activity. The transcript has 2 exons. Gene Ontology annotation, cellular component: nucleolus. Bases 110 to 1930 code for a protein of 606 amino acids. Lineage: Eukaryota; Metazoa; Chordata; Lepidosauria; Squamata; Gekkonidae. The record is from RefSeq and is a predicted model, not a curated record.
GGAAGAAGCGGACACAGUCUGCAUCGCUGCAUAUUUACUGGGAGUAACGAGUUUUAUUCAGUGGGAUUUACUCUGAACUUCUCUCAGUCUCCACAUCCGGACCUGAAGCAUGGAGGAGCUGCGGAGAGCACCUGUGUCUGCUCUCUCUGCCUACCGUUCAAUGGCGCCACGUGGAGGUCCACAUGAGCAGCCACCCUGCCUAGCCCACAGCCCGACUGUCUCCCCCGGAAGCCAGAAGAUAAAGAAACGGCGUACUAAGAGGCGAACACCCGGGGCUUGCCCCGUUCCUUCAGGGGCCGCCAAUGGGGAACAUCCCUUAGACUCCCAUCCUGUCCCGACGGUGGUGGAUGCUGCAGCAGCGAAGCUAGCAAAGAGACGGAGGAUGAAACUGCGCUCUCGUCUUGUGGCUACCUCAUCCGGCCCAAGAGUGGCGCUGCAGGAGAACCGUGAACGGAGUCCGAUGGCGGGCGAAAGUUGCUCGGCUGCGGCUGCACCACCAGCGGCGGGACAGGAAAAGGAGCGAGCUUCUGCCCAGCAGUUUCAGGCAGGCCCCUCGCUCCGGCACCUCCUUCAGGAGCUGGGGGAGGUCCAGCACAGCCGGGAGAAGGCAGCCAGGCUCUUCGAGUGGCUGAUCGCCCCCGUCUCCUCACAGCGGUUCUUCGGCCAGCACUGGGAGAAGAAGCCCCUCCUCAUCCGCCGGCGCAACCCGGCUUACUACCAGGGGCUCUUUUCCACGGCCGAGUUUGAUGCCGUCCUGCGCGACCAAGAGGUCCAGUUCGGUGUGAACUUGGACGUGACUAGCUACGAAGACGGGAAGAGGGAGACGCACAAUCCGCUGGGCAGGGCCCUGCCGGCCGUGGUGUGGGACUUCUACCGGAACGGCUGCUCCCUCAGGAUGCUGAACCCCCAGGCCUUUUCUGCCACAGUCUGGCACUUCCUGUCUCUCUUGCAGGAGCAGUUUGGCAGCAUGGUCGGAGCCAACACUUACCUGACUCCUGCCGGCACUCAGGGCUUUGCUCCUCAUUAUGACGACAUCGAAGCCUUUGUCGUCCAGCUCGAAGGGAAGAAGCACUGGCGGGUUUACAGCCCUCGGAAAGAAGCGGAGGUGUUGCCCCAGUUUUCAAGCCCCAACUUUGCUCAGGAGGAGAUCGGGGAGCCGGUUCUGGAAACCGUAUUAGAGGCUGGGGACCUGCUGUAUUUUCCACGGGGGUUUAUCCAUCAAGGGGACUGCCUCCCCGAUGCCCAUUCACUCCACAUAACUGUCUCCUCGUUCCAGAGAAACUCCUGGGGAGACUUGUUGGAAAAACUCCUUCCUGCAGCUUUGCAGAUGGCCAUUGAGGAGGAUGUGGAAUACCGCCAGGGUCUCCCUACAGAUUACCUGGCAUACACAGGAGUCGUGAACUCCGAUGUGAUUGAUCCUCGCAGAACCGCCUUUAUGAAAAAGGUCCAGACUUUGAUCACUAAACUAAUGAACUAUGCACCAGUCGACGCUGCGGUGGAUCAAAAAGCCAAGGGUUUCUUCCACGACUGCCUCCCUCCAGUGCUGACUGAGACUGAAAAGACGCUCAGUGUAUAUGGACUUCCUGCCCGGUGGGAGAAUGGAGACGUGCGAGACGUCGACGUCCCAUUCAGUGAAAAUACGCAAGUACGGUUGCUUCGGUAUGGAAUCGUCAGGCUGUGCAACGAAGGAGACAAAACACUGCUGUAUUACACCGCAGAAAAUUCAAGGGUGUAUCAUAAGGAGGAGCCCAAGUACUGUGAAAUCGAGCCAGAAUAUACAGAUGGUAUUGAAUUCUUGCUCUCUUCUUACCCGAAGUAUGUCAGUGUGGAAGACCUUCCAUGUGUCACCUUGGAUGAUAAGAUUGCUUUAGCCACUGUUUUGUUUGAAAAGGGAUUGCUGAUUACUAAGAGCCCUCUGUUUUCUGCGUAAUGUGUCAUGGAUGAACAAAAUAAAUAUGUUCUGAAUU